UCAAGUAGCGGAGAGCGGCGGAGCAGCGCGAGCCGUGGCCGGGACAAAGGCGUCAAUGGAGCUUCGCGAGUAACCGAAAGGACUUUUAAUCACUGCUGUUGGGCGUUGGGCAUCAUUGAAACAAUUUUUUCAUUGAAAAGAAUUACAAAGCGGCAGAGUAGUUGCCGCUCCAGAGAGACUCCCGGCGCCGCUCGCCUCUCACAGCCGCCUCUUCUCUCAUCACCUGCGGAUCCCUCCAAGUCGAACCCCGCUGAACAGGAAACGGAGCUCCGCAGCGGAGAGAAAAGUUUGGGGAUGUUUUGCGGUGGAGUUAGUGUGCGGAUGUUUGGUUUACUCAACUGAGGAUUGACCUCUGGAUUUGCCACCGAAUCGGUCUCAUAACUCUCCUGGCCGCCCUCGUCCACUUAUGACAAGCCCGAGUGUAUGAUGGAGUCCCGGCCCACUUUGGUUCCUCUCCUGGUUUUAUUCGCCAUCAGAUCUUUGGCUCAUGGAUCUCGGCCCAGACUGGAGGACGCCCCCCCACGAAUCGUCGAACACCCAUCUGACCUGAUCGUGUCCAAGGGAGAACCAGCGACCCUCAACUGUAAAGCGGAGGGGCGACCCACUCCCAUGGUGGAAUGGUACAAGGAUGGCGAACGUGUUGAGACAGACAGAGAAGACCCACGCUCCCAUCGGAUGCUCUUACCCAGCGGCUCCCUCUUCUUCCUGAGAAUCGUCCAUGGGAGGCGGAGCAAACCGGACGAGGGCGUCUAUGUAUGCGUGGCUCGUAACUACCUGGGCGAGGCUGUGAGUCGGAACGCUUCGCUGGAAGUCGCAAUUCUGAGGGAUGACUUUCGUCAGACUCCCAGCGACGUGGUGGUGGCUGCCGGGGAGCCUGCCGUCAUGGAGUGCAUCCCUCCGAGAGGGCACCCGGAGCCCACCAUCUCUUGGAAGAGGAACAACAUCCGGGUCAACGAUAAAGACGAAAGGAUCACGAUGCGCGGAGGGAAGCUGAUGAUUUCUAACACCAGGAAGAGCGACGCUGGCAUGUAUGUGUGUGUCGGCACCAACAUGGUCGGAGAGAAAGACAGCGACCCUGCGGAGCUGGUGGUCUUUGAGCGGCCAGUGUUUACCAAGCAGCCGGUGAACCAGGUGGUGCUGGCGGAUGACACCGUGGACUUCUUCUGCGAGGUGCAUGGAGACCCCACUCCAACUGUCCGCUGGCGCAGAGAGGAAGGAGAGUUGCCUCGGGGCAGAUUUGAGAUUCGGAGCGACAACAGUCUGCGUCUGACCCAGGUGCGAGCGGAGGAUGAGGGCACGUACACAUGCGUGUCAGAAAACAGCGUGGGAAAAGCGGAGGCAGCGGGCACGCUGCAGGUCCACGUGGGCCCAUCCAUGCCCCCUCAGAUCGUGGUCCGGCCUCGGGACCAGAUCGCAGCGCCGGGUCGCACCAUCACCUUCCUGUGCAGCACCAAAGGAAACCCUCCUCCGGCCGUCUUCUGGCAGAAGGAAGGCAGUCAGACUUUGCUGUUCCCCAUCCAGGAGCCGACCCAGGCCAGCCGAUUCUCAGUCUCUCUCAGCGGCGAGUUGACCAUCGCCGACGUCCAAGUGGAGGACUCCGGCUUCUACAUCUGCCAGGCCAUCAAUGUGGCGGGAAGCAUCCUGACUAAAGCCCUGCUGGAGGUGGAGAGCGCAACCUCAGACCGCGUCCCCCCUAUUAUCCGCCAAGGACCGGCCAAUCACACGCUAGCCCCGGGUUCUACCGCCCAGCUUCACUGCCACAUCAUGGGCAACCCCACGCCGAGCAUCCAGUGGGAGAAAGACGGUCAGAGGAUCCUGGCGAACGACGGACGGAUCAGCCUCAUGGACAACGGCACCUUCCAGAUCACCAACCUCCAGGAAACCGACUCUGGUGUUUACACCUGCUUGGCUUCCAGCUCCAGCGGGGAGACGAGUUGGAGCGGAGUGCUAACAGUCAAAGAAAGUGCAGACCAGUCGAGCGCUCAGGCUACAGAACCUUUCCAGCUGCCGGGCCCGCCCCACAAGCCCAUAGUGACCGACGUGUCCAAGAACAGCGUCUCCCUCACCUGGCAGCCCAACGCCCACGAGGGAGGAGCCGCGGUCACCUCCUACAUCAUCGAGGCCUUCAGCCAAUCGGCAGGCAGCAAAUGGCAGACAGUGGCGGACAUGGUGAAGAUGGAGACUCACACCAUCACCGGCCUGCUGCCCAACACCAUCUACCUGUUCAUCGUGCGUGCCGUCAACGUGUACGGCCUGAGCGACCCGAGCCCCAUCUCUGAGCCGGUCCGGACGCAAGACGUGAAUCCGACCGGUCAAGGAGUGGACCAUCGGCAGGUCCAGAGGGAGCUCGGGGAGGUGGCCGUCCAACUUCAGGAGCCUGUGGUUCUAUCGUCGGUGUCCAUCCGUGUGUCCUGGACUGUGGACCGUCAGUCUCAGUACAUCCAGGGCUAUCGACUCUUCUACCGGCCCAGCGGCGGCUCCUGGAUCCUGCAGGACAUCAACACGCCGUCUGAGCGGAGCAGCACCCUCUCCAGGCUGCUCAAAGGAACCGAGUACGAGAUCAAGAUCCGGCCGUAUUUCGACGAAUUCCAGGGCAAAGACAGCAGAACGCUGCUCAUUCGAACUCCAGAAGAUGUCCCCAGUGCUCCACCCAGGUCUGUUACCGUGGCAACACUGAAGCUCGGCAAUAGUUCCAGCGUCAGCGUCUCCUGGGAGCCUCCACCUAGUGACAUGCAGAACGGAGUUAUCCAAGAGUACCGGGUGUGGUGUUUGGCCAAUGCCGGCGACAACCACUCUCGCUAUCACAUCAACAAGACAGUGGAGGGCGACACGCUGACCACAGUGCUGAAGGGCCUGAUGCCUGGUGUGCUGUACCAGCUGGAGGUGGCUGCAGUGACCGCAGCCGGGGUGGGCACCCGCAGCCAGCCUGUCUCCGUCCUCAUCAAGAUGCCAGCUGACCAGCCGUCCACAGCAAGCGGCGGCGCCACGGACGACGGCGAGGAAAGCAGCGUGAGUCUGGCCGAGCAGAUCACAGACGUGGUCAAGCAGCCGGCCUUCAUCGCGGGCAUCGGCGGCGCCUGCUGGGUCAUCCUCAUGGGCUUCAGCGUCUGGAUCUAUUGCCGCCGCAAGAAAAGGAAGGAGCUGAGUCACUACACGGCGUCCUUCGCCUACACACCCGCAGUUGGUUUCCCUCACGGAGAAGCAUCAGGACUAAACGGACGCCCCGGCGUGCUGGGUGGCAGCAUGGGCAACUACCCUUGGCUGGCCGACUCCUGGCCCACCACCAACCUGGUCCACAGCGGCAAAGAGGCCAUCAACUGCUGCUCAGCCAAUCACGACACAGCGGAGAGAUACUACAACGACGCUGGGAUUUCCAACUACCUGAAUCAGACGGAGAAGUACAGCCUCGGCGGCUCCACCGAGGGUCCCAUCUACAGCACCAUCGACGCCACCAGUGAAGACCUGCACGGCUUCACCUACGCUCAGCACGCCUCCACCACUCCCUACGCCUCCACCGCCAUCAUGCCCUUCAGCUCGCAGGCGCAGGCGCCGCCGGCCCACACCCCUGAGCAGCAGCUGGACGAGGGACACUGGAUCGUCCAGCCAGGAACCUCCGGGGCUCAGUACGCUCAACCGGACCGCUGCAAUGGGAAGCCGAAGCAGAAACCGAUGGGAAAAGCGGUCAAGACCCCGUCUUUGACGUGGAUGGAGGCGCUGCCCCCGCCUCCCCCGCUCUCAGAGCUGGAGCACUGUGACCAGGACCCGCUGCCUCAGGAGCACGAGGACAUGGACGUCGGCUCUGAUGAGGAGUGGUGCCCCCCCCUACCUGAGCGGACCUAUCUGAUGGAGGGCUGUGAGGACGGACCCUCAUCCCCCGCCACCUCCUACAGCCACCAGUCCACUGCCACGCUCACGCCUUCGCCCCACGAGGAGACGAGAGCCUCCCAUGACAGCCAGCAGCGCAGACGGUUCCCCUGCGGACCGGUGCCAGUCCCACAGGCGCCGAGCCCACCACUCACCCAGUCCAACUGCAGCCUCUCCAGCCAGCAGCACGGCCUGUCAGACGCUGCUACGCUGCCGUGCCAGAGCCCCGCCCAUCGCUGCCUGUCUCAGGGCGAAGACGCCACCACUCCAGUCCACAGUCGCCCUUUGCCCGCAGACUCUUGUUCACCAGGCAACCAAAAACUGAGGGUGAAGAAGAAAGUGUCGAAGACUUCUGCGUAUAGACGGGAAAUGCAAGGAGACCUGCCCCCGCCCCCGGAGCCCCCUCCUGAGGAAGAGCGGUUGCAGCGGGGCGCAGAGGUCAGCAGCAUGGGAGGCAGCGGCCCGUCUUCUCUGGACCGCAGCGAGCACCAGCGCAAAGGAUCCACACCGCGGACCGGCGACAUGGGUGAGGAGGCGCUUCUGUACGGGAGUAAACCGGCGUACCUCUCCAGGAGUCAGAUGUCCAGCAACUGCUCCACCACCGGAAGCUCCUCGUCCCGUGGCUCCACAGGCUCACGCGGUCUGGCCAGGAAGCACAGCGAGGACAUGAGAUAAGACCCUGGACGGCCCCUCGCUGUGGACGGCUGAAGGAGCCGAGGCGCAUCACUUGAGUUAUUCCUGUUAAAAAACAGACUGAAGCUGCGUUAUUUAUGAGCAACGCCCCCUUCUGGCCGGGCCUGGAUGUACAUACCUGUCUGUACUGCUCUACACACAUACAGGGAGAGAGACCUAUAUCGUAUUUAUGAGAAAAGGGGAAAACCGUAGGAAAAAAAAGUGUUGAUAUGAUAAAAAAAAAAAGAUCAAAAGCCGCUCAUGUCUUCUUGAAUGUGCCAACUUUGCUUGUCCAAAUGUACAGUCUACUUUUUUUUCGGAGAGGAAGUACUGUUGCACUCUUGUUGUCAUGGCCAAACAACAGAAACUGAAGCACAAAGUGUCGAGGAGUAAAGAGAAGCCAAAACGUGCAGGAAGGGAUUGAAGCCGCCGCCUGAGUCGCGGGGGUCCCUGCGCCCGCUGCAGCGGUCCGCUACGAAUGUUGAACUUUUCUAUGUUUUCCUUUGGUUACCGUGCAGCGAGGCGUCCGAGCGCGAGUAGAGCUGAGUGGACUUUGUGAACGUUUGAUUGUAAGACUCCUCGCUUGUUUGUCUGAGAGUGGAAUUUGCAUAUACUCCAUCAAAAACCAACAAAAAAAAUGUCUGUGGACUGACCUUUUGUACUCUUGUCGUUUUGUAAAUGUACAAUAAAUACAUUUUA
Messenger RNA from Synchiropus splendidus (mandarinfish), 5235 nucleotides. RefSeq names its product roundabout, axon guidance receptor, homolog 3 (Drosophila) (gene robo3). Gene Ontology annotation, biological process: axon guidance; cell-cell adhesion. NCBI's taxonomy places the organism in Eukaryota, Metazoa, Chordata, Actinopteri, Syngnathiformes, Callionymidae. Bases 424 to 4539 code for a protein of 1371 amino acids. The transcript is spliced from 28 exons. Gene Ontology annotation, cellular component: plasma membrane; axon. The record is from RefSeq and is a predicted model, not a curated record. Gene Ontology annotation, molecular function: protein binding.